Messenger RNA from Odobenus rosmarus divergens (Pacific walrus), 2510 nucleotides. It is a transcript of the gene MTMR8, whose product is annotated as myotubularin related protein 6. Bases 182 to 2047 code for a protein of 621 amino acids. Lineage: Eukaryota; Metazoa; Chordata; Mammalia; Carnivora; Odobenidae. Gene Ontology annotation, molecular function: phosphatidylinositol-3,5-bisphosphate phosphatase activity. Gene Ontology annotation, biological process: dephosphorylation. The transcript has 14 exons. The record is from RefSeq and is a predicted model, not a curated record. Gene Ontology annotation, cellular component: nuclear envelope.
UUUCUAGGAGACGGCGCCCGCCGGCUGCGCCUGCGCGGUUGACGCUGCGAGGGGGCGGGCUGACGGGCCGCGGCGCUGGCCGGCUGGUAGUUCCCUUUGGGCCUGGGUCGUUGGGCCUGCCCGGGUUCUCUCGCUCCAUGGUACGCCUGUGAGUCACGUUGCCGGCGGACGUCUCCUCGGGAUGGAGCACAUCCGUACGACCAAGGUUGAGCAAGUGAAAUUACUUGACCGAUUCAGUACCAGCAACAAGUCACUAACAGGAACGCUCUAUCUUACGGCCACACAUCUAUUAUUUAUAGACUCUCAUCAGAAAGAAACCUGGAUAUUGCACCACCAUAUUGCCUUAGUAGAGAAACUAGCUUUGACUACUUCUGGAUGCCCACUGGUGAUUCAGUGCAAGAACUUCAGGAUUGUGCAUUUCAUUGUUCCCAGAGAAAGAGAUUGCCAUGAUAUUUAUAAUUCUUUGCUACAGCUGUCAAAACAAGCAAAAUAUGAAGAUCUCUAUGCAUUCUCUUACAAUCCCAAACAAAACGAUUCGGAACGACUACAGGGUUGGCAGCUCAUUGACCUUGCCGAGGAAUAUAAGAGGAUGGGAGUGCCGAAUUCAAACUGGCAGCUGUCUGAUGCCAACCGAGAAUACAAGAUUUGUGAAACUUAUCCCAGAGAACUUUAUGUUCCCCGAAUAGCAAGCAAACCAAUAAUUGUUGGUAGUUCCAAGUUCCGGAGCAAGGGAAGAUUCCCAGUUCUUUCCUAUUAUCAUCAAAAUAAAGAGGCUGCCAUUUGUCGAUGUAGUCAACCACUAUCAGGAUUCAGUGCCAGGUGCCUGGAGGAUGAACAUUUGCUUCAAGCCAUUAGUAAAGCCAAUCCAGUCAAUCGCUAUAUGUAUGUCAUGGAUACCAGGCCCAAACUGAAUGCAAUGGCCAACAGAGCAGCUGGAAAAGGUUAUGAAAAUGAAGACAACUAUUCUAACAUUAGAUUUCAGUUUGUUGGAAUUGAAAAUAUUCAUGUCAUGCGGUCCAGCCUUCAGAAAUUAUUGGAAGUCAAUGGUACCAAAGGGCUUUCUGUCAGUGAUUUCUACUCUGGUUUGGAGAGCUCAGGAUGGCUUCGCCAUAUCAAAGCUGUUAUGGACGCUGCAAUCUUCUUAGCCAAAGCAAUAAUGGUUGAAAAUGCAAGUGUGUUGGUACAUUGUUCUGAUGGUUGGGAUAGGACUUCCCAGGUUUGUUCACUUGGCUCUCUUUUAUUGGAUUCCUACUACAGGACAAUCAAAGGAUUCAUGGUUUUAAUAGAAAAGGAUUGGAUCUCUUUUGGACAUAAGUUUUCAGAGAGGUGUGGCCAUUUGGAUGGUGACCCAAAGGAAGUCUCACCGGUGUUUACUCAGUUCUUGGAGUGUGUGUGGCAUUUGACUGAACAGUUCCCACAAGACUUUGAAUUCAAUGAAGCGUUUCUUCUUCAGAUCCAUGAACAUAUUCACUCAUGCCAAUUUGGAAACUUCCUUGGAAAUUGUCAGAAGGAAAGAGAAGAGCUCAAGUUAAAGGAAAAGACUUACUCCCUGUGGCCAUUUCUCCUGGAUGACCAAAAGAAGUACUUAAAUCCUCUCUACAGUUCCAAAUCUCCGAAAUUUGCAGUUUUGGAGCCAAAUACAGUAUCUUUCAAUUUUAAGUUUUGGAGAAACAUGUACCACCAAUUUGAUCGAACAUUACAUCCUAGACAGUCCGUGUUUAAUAUAAUUACGAAUAUGAAUGAGCAAAAUAAGCAGUUAGAGAAAGAUAUUAAAGACUUAGAAUCUAAAAUUAAGCAACGUAAAAAUAAGCAAACAGAUGGAAUUCUCACCAAGGAAUUGUUACAUUCAGUUCAUCCUGAAUCACCUACCCUCAAAACUUCUUUGUGUUUUAAGGAGCAAACUCUGUUGCCUGUGAAUCAUGCUCUUCGAACUAUAGAGGGCAGCAACCCAGCAGAUAAUCGUUACAGUGAAUACGCUGAAGAAUUCUCCAAGUCGGAACCUGGUGUGGUCAGCUUAGAGUAUGGUGUGGCCAGAAUGACCUGUUAGAUCCGUAGAGUAUUUUCUGGACUGACUGUAGUGCAAGAAUUGGAUUCUUGUGAGAAUGAUGUGCGCAUGACCAAAAGGAAUUUGUCAAAUAAUGAUCUUAGAGUUUAAUAGUUGAAGAAAGGAUAAUAACUGCUCUUGUGAGAGAAGUAAGUCCGUUUAAUUGCAUUUCCAGCAGGGAAUGACUUUUAAGUUCUUUAAGAAACGAGUGGUGUUGGCAGUUUUAUUCAAAACACAGUUUGUACUGUAUACUAGUGAAUUGACAUUUCUGUAUGAUUUAUAUGUUAAUUACAGCCAAACAAUUCUGAAUAACCUUCCUUAACUGUAACUUAAUUGCCAGGAAACAAAACUCGACAAAGUUCUCCCUUAAUAAUUGACAUGGCAUGUACUUUUGAUUAUAUAACUCUGUAACUAUGGAUAUUUACAUAUUUUGCCUAUUAGUGAUGUUUAAUGUUGAAGUGCCAUG